CACCAAACCAAGAAGCUGCGAAGAGUUCUUCAGUUCCUUUCCUGGAAAAUUGCAGCCCCCACCAACAGAGGAGUUCUUCGGCCAGCGUUGAGUCCGCGUAAAGCCAGCAUCAACCUCCGACGCCGAACCCGAAACCCAGCUGCUCGUGCCAUGGAGUAUAUUUUAUGAGAAGGCUUUUGUAGCUGCUAAACAAGGAAAGAAGGGGGAAAAACAACGGCAAUCUCUUCCUUUUAAUGGUUAAAAAAAGGGCAAUAAGGUAAAU
Molecule: messenger RNA, 262 nt
Organism: Linum tenue
Lineage: Eukaryota; Viridiplantae; Streptophyta; Magnoliopsida; Malpighiales; Linaceae
Source: the annotation of a GenBank genome assembly